UAAUUAAGUUUGGAGACCGACUCAUGCAUGCAGCAGUAUAUAGCCAUAUCGACCAUGCAUUGUCCUCUGUAAAAGCAAAGCAGUAGCAAAACAGAAGUGGGUGAACGUGCAUUUGUUUUAAUUACAAUAUGGGAGGUGCCAAAGGAGGUGGUGGAGGAGGUGCCAAGGGUGGCGGUAGUGGAGGAGGUGCCAAAAGUGGCGGAGGAGGUGCCAAAAGUGGCAGUGGAGCAGGAGGUUCCAAAGGCGGUGGCAGCGGAGGUGCCAAAACUGGCGGUGGCGGAGGAAGAACUGGAGGGCAAGUGUCCUCGGGUGCCAGUUCUGGUGGAGCCAUGAAGGCCCCCGGAAGAGAUGCUACAAUAUCCAGGGGCGUCUUUGAGAGUAACCCUAAGGGCUAUUUUCAAGGCCUCCACGCUGACAGCAAGUAGUAGUAGGGACAUGACGUACCAUGUGUAACAUAGAUGUAUAUGAAUAAAAACCAGUGUAGUACUGGUACGUAGAACUCUGGCUUGCUUUUGUUAAUAUGGCGGCGGUCGUACAUGUAUAUGUAACCAGUAACCAUGUAUAUAUAAAAAAGAGUACGUCUGGACUGGUACGUACUCUUGCUUUGCUUCUUUUGGCCUCCUAAAUCUUAGAGAAGUCU
This is a messenger RNA of Rosa chinensis, 640 nucleotides long. Its product is annotated as glycine-rich cell wall structural protein 1.0-like. The record is from RefSeq and is a predicted model, not a curated record. Bases 129 to 425 code for a protein of 98 amino acids. Lineage: Eukaryota; Viridiplantae; Streptophyta; Magnoliopsida; Rosales; Rosaceae. The transcript has a single exon.